GGAGACUAGAUAGUAUAUCUAUAUAUAAUGCUGUAGACAGUAAACAGAUAACUUCAGUGGGGAAACAUGAUUGUAAAUAAUUUGACUUACUUAAUCUUGAAUGCAUUUUUUGUAAUUAAUGGUGUAGCAUCACAUUCUGAUCCCAUUGUAACUGUUUCUCAGGGAUCAUUACGAGGAUCAAUUAAAAUUGAUUUUGAUGGAAAUAAAUUUUAUAGUUUUUUGGGUAUACCUUAUGCAAAACCACCCACUGGAUCUAGAAGAUUUGAGUUAAGUGAACCUGCAUCUGGUUGGUCAGGCAUUCGCAAUGCCACAGAACAGGGCAGUGCUUGUCUUCAAUAUAAUGCAAUCAACAAUGUAACAGCUGGCGUAGAAGAUUGCCUAUUUCUGAAUGUAUAUACAAGAAAUUUACCAAAAUCAGGAACCAAGCUGAAGCCUGUCAUGUUUUGGAUCCAUGGAGGCUCUUCCAUUUCCGGUGAUGGUGGGACAUUCUAUGGUCCUGAUUUUCUCCUCACUCAAGACAUAGUCUUAGUAGCCAUAAACUAUCGUUUGGGAUUUCUAGGAUUUAUUCAAGCAAAGGGUAUACCGGGUAAUUUGGGGUUUAAGGAUCAAGUUCUCGCUUUAAAAUGGGUCAGAGACAAUAUUAAGAAAUUUAAUGGAGAUCCAAGGCAGGUGACAAUAUUUGGGGAGAGUGCAGGAGCCGUAGCAGUCCACUAUCAUAUUUUGUCUCCUUUGUCGAGAGGAUUAUUUCACAGAGCAAUCUUACAAAGUGGAGCUGCGUUAUGUCCUUAUGGUGAUUACAGUUAUCACGAUGUGGUAAAAAUAGCAAAUUCUGUGGACCCAAGCAUCGCCACUGAAGAGCAAGCUACUGAAUUCUUCAGGAACCUUCCUUCUGCCGAUUUGCUCAAUCUUCAGAAUACUGUGACCAGUGUUCGAAGUCCUGGCGGACCAUAUGUUUUUCCUUUAAAGAUUGAGAAACCUUCACCUGAUGCCUUUAUUUCUAGGAAUAUAAUUGAUAUAAUUAUGUCAGGGGAAUAUAGUAAAGUACCAAUGCUAUUAGGAUUUAAUGACAGAGAAGGUAUUCUGGAUGAAGUGUUUCGGGAAAGAAACAACGAGAAUGUGACAGCUAUAAAUUUCAUACCACACAACGUAGACUUUUUUGGCAAUGAAACUCUGAAACAAAUUUAUAUUGAGAAAUUCAGAAAUUUCUAUCUCAACCCGCCUGACAGAGAUAACUAUAUACGGGCAUACUCAGACUCCAUGUUUAUAGCAGGUAUAUUUGGAUCAGUCAAAAAUCACAUACAGACAUCUAACAAGCCAGUUUUUCUAUACAAAUUCGCUGGUGAUACGGGACUGAACUAUAUAAAAGUUGCUAUAAAUGCCACUAAUAUUCCAGGUGCAGCUCAUGGUGAUGAGCUAGGAUACAUCUUCAAAACGACCUACAACCCUGAUUUUCAACCUGGAAGUGUUGAAGAUAAGAGUUGGAGAAGAAUGGCAAAGUUAUGGGCGAAUUUUGCCAAAUACGGCAAUCCCACACCAAUUAUAAAUGAUUUGGGUGUAACAUGGACACCUGUCGUACUCAGUCAGUGGAAUUUGUUACAAAUCGAAAAUAACGGACUGUCAAUGAAAUCAAAUACAGAGAAACGAUAUAUUGACUUCUGGACUGAUUUGUAUCAUCAAAGUCGAAAUACUAUAAAUUAUUUGUAAAUGUAUAUUGAUGAUUAGAUAUUAAUAAAAAUUUAGUAGUAAA
Sitophilus oryzae (rice weevil) is the source of this 1747-nucleotide messenger RNA. RefSeq names its product esterase FE4-like. The record is from RefSeq and is a predicted model, not a curated record. The transcript is spliced from 8 exons. The coding region runs from base 67 to 1704 and encodes 545 amino acids. Lineage: Eukaryota; Metazoa; Arthropoda; Insecta; Coleoptera; Curculionidae.